UGUGUUACACAGCGUCGUCACUUCUAUCUCCACAAUGGCGGAAGAAGCUGUUUUGGUUGAAGGGUCGUCCUUUAUGGAUCCCUUUAAAGGGCUUUUGUUGACAUAUUUUAUGCCGGAAUCAUGUUACGACGAGUUCUUUCUCAAUUUCAACUUCCUGGACGUACCAUGUCUGAAGAUUCUACUGAGCAAAGGCCUGGGGAUCGGCAUCAUCCUGGGAUCAGUGAUGGUGAAGCUGCCUCAGAUCUUUAAGCUGACGGGAGCACAGAGCGCUGAGGGGCUGAGCUUCCAUACGGUGCUGCUGGAGCUGCUGGCCAUCACAGGAACAAUGGCCUACAGUAUCGCCAACGAGUUCCCUUUCAGUGCCUGGGGCGAGGCUCUGUUCCUCAUGCUGCAGACAGUCGUUAUCGGCUUCCUCAUUCAGCACUACGGAGGAAGAAGCAGCAGAGGUCUGCUGUUCCUGGUUGUGUAUUUUGUUCUGCUGGUCCUCCUGCUGUCUCCAGUCACUCCCAUGUCAGUGGUUACCUUCCUACAGGCCUCUAACAUGCCAGCCAUCAUCAUCGGCAGGCUGAUCCAGGCGGUCGCUAACUUCCGUAAUGGGCACACUGGCCAGCUGUCUGCUAUCUCCGUCUUCCUGCUGUUUGCUGGAUCCCUCGCUCGCAUCUUCACCUCACUACAGGAAACUGGUGACUCUCUGAUGGCCCUCACCUACGUCAUAUCCUCCACCUGUAACGGCGUCAUCGCCCUGCAGGUUCUCUACUACUGGAACAGCUCUCUGGAACGCAAGAAGAAGAGCGAGUAGGCAAAGGACAGUCGCAAAACUGUAAUCAUAGAGCAACACAUUUCCAUUUCCAAUUUCUAGACAUUCUCAAAGAGGUGUCUUCAAACUUGAACUACUUGGCACAUGCAAUGCACGUACAGAGCCACUGAGAAGUGCAGGGACAUUGGAUCUGAUGGACUAACGCUUAACUUUAAAGCAAGGAUGUGAACAGAACAUGCCAAGCAGAUCAUCCAUGUGAUUGUGGCUUUAUGAUUGACAGUUAGCUGGGUUUGUGCUGUGCAAUACGCUGAGAUUACAUUCCUCUUGAUCCUCAUUUGUCAGGCUCUGUCCACACCGGUGUGUUAUUAUGUUACCUUGGAUUGCCUGUAAAGAAUGAUUUGUUGUUUCAUCAUUUCCCAUAAACAGAAUUCCACACUAGCUCCCAUAUUUGUAAGGUCCUUUCUAUGGUCUGCAUUAAGAUGUGGCUUUAUAGAGUGACAUUGAUGCUACCAUGAAGGGUCACUUUUUCAAAUUUGUACUGAAAGUAAUGACGCUGACACGUCAGUGAAUUACAUAUCUCUAGAGGUCACGGGAGCCAAAUGAUUUACAAACAUAUCAUAUCACAAAACCUUAGUAAAACACAGUAACAUUUUCUAAAAUACAAUUGACCUAUUUCGUGGUUGUAUAGAAGUCUAUGAGAAACUGACCCUCCAUCUCACUUGUUUUAUUAUCUCAGUCAAUACUAUAAACAUGAGUUUAUGGUCUCAAUCUCUAGUUUCAAGUCUUCUUCAAUACCGCAUGAUGUUCAUUUAGUGAAAUAUGGUCCAUUUAGAGUCAAAUAGACCAUAAAGCAGGGUAUGCUUUAGGGCGGGGCUACCUUGUGAUUGAUAGUUUGCGUCACUCAGGCGUUCAUUGAUUGCAAAAAAAAAGGAGACGGCUGAAUUGUCGAACUUGAGGUUUCUAAACCGCAGUCUACAAACCAAUGGGUGAGGUCACGACGACUAUGUUCACUUCUUGUACUUAUUCUAUUGGGUUAUGGCCGGGACGUCUUUAUCAGCUGUAACCGCCAUAUGGGAGCAGUGGAACCGGAACCUACCGGCUGUCAGCUUCACAUGCACGGCUAUGUCAACCAAGCAGGGAAAAGCUGGAAUAACAACACACAACGAGGGAGUAAAAAUUGCAUUAAAAGUCAUAGUAUAAUAUGCCAUGAAAAUGUCAUUAAAAUGUUAUAAUGUAGUACUCUAUAAAAAUAGUAAUAUACAAUGUAAUGAAAAUAAUCUUGAAAAAUUCAUAGUAUGGUAAGCCAUUAAAAAGGAAUAAUAUAAGUCAUGAUAAAUGUCAUCAAAAAUAUCAUAGAAAAGUACACCACACAAUGCAACGGGCCAUUUAAACUCCCGGUUUGGAUCCUACGCUGUUUUGAGUUUUGGAUCUGAUUAGAUGACUUAAUCCUGUUUUUUAAAUGCUGAUACCAAUUGCCGAUUGUCGCUGAUCCAUAAUGGCCGAUACAGAUUGUUGUUUUUGUAUUUGUUUUAGCAGCUGUAAAGUCAGUGUAAACCGUUAAUCAAAAUCAAAUGAUAAGGAAAUGAAAGAUUGUAUUUCUAUUGAUUACCAAAAUUCAAUUCAAUUCAAUUCAGUUUAUUUUGUAUAGCCCAGAAUCACAAAUUACAAAUUUGCCUCAGAGGGCUUUACAAUCUGUGCACAUGCGACAUCCUCUGUCCUUCCCUCACAUCGGCACAGGAAAAACUCCCCUAAAAAACCCCUUUAACAGGGAGAAAAAAGGAAGAAACCUAUGGGAGAACGACAGAGGAGGGAUCCUUCUCCCAGGAUGGACAGAAUGCAAAAUGCAAUGCAAAAUCAUGGAAUAUAAGUAUAGUAUGUCGUAAAAGUAAAAAAGAAAUCCUAGUAUAGUAUGUCGAAAAAAGUCGUAAAAAAGUGAUAGUAUAGUACA
This is a messenger RNA of Anoplopoma fimbria (sablefish), 2705 nucleotides long. RefSeq names its product mannose-P-dolichol utilization defect 1b (gene mpdu1b). The transcript is spliced from 7 exons. Lineage: Eukaryota; Metazoa; Chordata; Actinopteri; Perciformes; Anoplopomatidae. Gene Ontology annotation, biological process: oligosaccharide biosynthetic process. The record is from RefSeq and is a predicted model, not a curated record. Bases 35 to 799 code for a protein of 254 amino acids.